UAACAACAACGACCCCAAGAUUGCAAGAUACCUAUCUAGGUAGACAAAACAGUCGUCGGUGGCACCAACUCCCUUGCGCCAGACUCCUUACGACAAUUAGCAAUUCCUGGCGCGUUUGGACCGCCAACCCACAUCAACAUGAAGCUCGUCAGAUUUCUUAUGAAAUGCGCCAACGAGACGGUGACGAUUGAACUGAAGAAUGGGACAAUCGUCCACGGCACCAUCACCUCCGUCUCUCCACAAAUGAACACCGCUCUUCGCGCUGUCAAGAUGACUCCCAGAAACCGCGCCAACGCUUCAGUACCCGGUGAGACCAUUUCCUUGGACACGAUCAACAUCCGUGGCUCGACAAUUCGAUACUUCAUCCUCCCAGACUCGUUACCACUCGACACGCUCCUGAUUGACGACCAACCCAAGCCCAAGAAUAAAGCGAGAAAAGAAGGAGAAAGCCGCGGCGGCAGAGGUGGCAGAGGCGGCCCGAGAGGAAGAGGCCGUGGCGGGGGCCGCGGACGAGGACGAGGAAGGGGUUUCUAGGCUCAACAGGUGGACAUGAUGGUUUGAAGAACGUUUGUAACGAGGCACGCGAUUCAUGGCUCAUAUGGGCAAGAUGGCACGCAGGCAGCCGUUGUUGUGUCUAUACUAGUCAAGGGUCAUUGGCGGUGUCAAGAAAUUGCAUCCAUGCGGCAGGCAGGUUUUCUUUUGGAUUGUCACAGGCCCCGACCUCGGCGUUGUCAGGAUGAAAACCCAAAUCCAGGUGCACAGGUCGUGCGAGCGCUUUGAGAUCUAAAAAGGUAGAGACGAAAGAUCAUGAUCACCAGCCGAGCUAUCAGGUGCUCAGACCGGAGGUGGUCGCUAGCAGGCUAUAUCAUUCCACGAGAAUCGCCCAGCCAUACAAUAUGUACGAGGUGUGCACAAGUGGAAAGGGGCGGGCAAGUGAUUUCUCCAGUACAGAACCUGCAGUCUCUUGUUUUGUUGUUUUGCAUGUUGGCACAAUUGACGAGCGAGCACUGCCUCGUUGGUCUACACAAGGCCCAGAGUAAUACUUUUAUACGACUCGAAUCACGAACGUCACUUGAUCUUCCCACUGGCGAUUGGUUGAAAGUACUAUUUUGCAACUCUUCGACGGGAAAAGCAGACGUAUGCUGCUCGUGCGGGCUUGUUGGACGAUCAAUGAGAACACACGGGGACUUCUCCGGCUGAUGAAUUCUUACCCCGAUGUCCAUUUCGUUAUCAAAACGAACCUCAUCAUGAAAUUCGUCGCCUUCAUCAUCCACGCUAGCUUUCAAGAGGAACCCCCGAGUCUAGGUGUAUCCCACGAAACCGACAAAGUCG
This is a messenger RNA of Exophiala oligosperma, 1332 nucleotides long. RefSeq lists its product as uncharacterized. NCBI's taxonomy places the organism in Eukaryota, Fungi, Ascomycota, Eurotiomycetes, Chaetothyriales, Herpotrichiellaceae. The record is from RefSeq and is a predicted model, not a curated record. Gene Ontology annotation, cellular component: U4 snRNP; catalytic step 2 spliceosome; U1 snRNP. Bases 139 to 534 code for a protein of 131 amino acids. Gene Ontology annotation, biological process: RNA processing; spliceosomal snRNP assembly. Gene Ontology annotation, molecular function: RNA binding. The transcript has 3 exons.